This is a messenger RNA of Drosophila navojoa, 786 nucleotides long. RefSeq lists its product as uncharacterized. Lineage: Eukaryota; Metazoa; Arthropoda; Insecta; Diptera; Drosophilidae. The record is from RefSeq and is a predicted model, not a curated record.
AUGAAGUUUACGAAUGCAGUUUGUGAGAAUUACAACAAGACUCUGAUCGCAAUCACAGAGUGCCGACUGAGGGCUGUGAAUCGUAAUGUAACCACAUAUAAUUUCAAUUCGACACUUCAUUAUCCGAUCACCGAGGUUGCGGUUGAGGCCCAGUUCUUCAAGAAGGCCAGCGGCUAUAAGCCCUGGCUGUACAAGUUCAAAUUUGAUGGCUGUAAAUUCCUAAAAAGAGCCUACAAUCCGCUGGUCGUUUUAAUUUUUAGACUCUUCAGAGAUUAUUCGAACCUGAAUCAUCCAUGUCCAUAUACAGAUGCAUCGGUCUUCAAGUUUACGAAUGCGGUCUGUAAGUCCAUGAAUGCCACAUUGCUCACCAUCAACGAGUGCCGACUGAAGGCCAUCAAUCGGACUAGAACAGUGUAUAAUUUCUUUUCUACUCUGCAUUAUCCGGUGCAUGAUGUGGCCGUAGAGUUUCAGCUGUUCAAGAGGGCCAAUGGAUAUAAGCCAUGGCUAUAUAAGACCAAAAUCAAUGCUUGCCAGUUCCUGCAGAGGCCCUACAGUCCCAUGGUGAUCAUAAUCUUUAAGCUCAUGAAGGAGAAUAGCAACUUCAACCAUACGUGCCCUUUCGUGGGGCCGAUGUUUAUAAAGGAUCUGUGUAUUCAAUCGGAUAAUCUUCCGCUAGUAUUUCCCACUGGCGAAUACCUAGUGGCAUCCAAGUGGUAUUCAGUAAAGAAAUUGGCCUUGAUAGUGGAUUUAUAUUUCUCAUUUGUUGAGGAUCUAAUAGAUCAAUAA